AUGACGGACUGGAGCCGCAACUCUCCCGGAAGACGCCAUAUACCCAUCGGGCCGCAAGAUGCACGAGGCGUCAAGCUACCGCGUUGGGAGUGGACGGGCCGUGACUCUGGAAGCUAUGAUGGCGCCUACAAGGUUGACUUUCCGCGCAGCAAGGCCUGGGACAUGGACUUUCCCGCACGCAAUGCCGACGGGUCCAUCAUGUCAACCGUUGCACUCAUCAAGACGCCCUAUGGUGCAAAUAAGAAGAGGGCAAACGACGCAACUUCAACGAUUGAGGUUCUCCAGAAGAACAUGAAUCUGAAUUUUGCAGACUAUUCCUAG
This is a messenger RNA of Beauveria bassiana ARSEF 2860, 321 nucleotides long. RefSeq lists its product as uncharacterized. The record is from RefSeq and is a predicted model, not a curated record. The transcript has 2 exons. The coding region runs from base 1 to 321 and encodes 106 amino acids. NCBI's taxonomy places the organism in Eukaryota, Fungi, Ascomycota, Sordariomycetes, Hypocreales, Cordycipitaceae.